GCUCGCGGCGCUCGGCGGCCCCGGGGUUCGUGCAUUUCGGGCGCGCAGGUGCGCGGGAGCUCGGCGACAGAAGCCGGGAGGAGCCCCGCGGUCCCCGCGCCGGCACAGCUGGGCGUCGGCGGUCAGCACCCGAGUGGAUCCCGCCCUGUCCACGCGGUCUCCAGACAUGGACGCCGCGCCGCUCCGGUCGCCGCUGUCGAUGCUGCUGCUGCCGCUGCUGCUGCUGCCAGUGGCCAGUGCCUCAGAAGCCGAACACCGCCUGUUCCAGUACCUGUUCGAAGAUUACAACGAGAUCAUCCGGCCUGUGGCCAACGUGUCCCAUCCGGUCACCAUCCAGUUCGAGGUGUCCAUGUCUCAGCUGGUGAAGGUGGAUGAGGUAAACCAGAUCAUGGAAACCAACCUGUGGCUGAAGCAGAUCUGGAAUGACUACAAGCUGAAAUGGAAACCCUCCGAUUACCAAGGGGUGGAGUUCAUGCGUGUCCCCGCAGAGAAGAUCUGGAAACCAGACAUCGUGCUUUAUAACAAUGCCGAUGGGGAUUUCCAGGUGGAUGGCAAGACCAAAGCUCUCCUCAAGUACACAGGAGAAGUGACUUGGAUCCCCCCGGCCAUCUUUAAGAGCUCAUGCAAAAUUGAUGUGACCUACUUCCCAUUCGACUACCAAAAUUGCACCAUGAAGUUCGGCUCCUGGUCCUACGACAAGGCAAAGGUCGACCUGGUCCUCAUCGGCUCCUCCAUGAACCUCAAGGACUACUGGGAAAGCGGCGAGUGGGCCAUCAUCAAAGCCCCGGGCUACAAACACGAGAUCAAGUACAACUGCUGCGAGGAGAUCUACCAAGACAUCACGUACUCGCUGUACAUCCGCCGGCUGCCGCUGUUCUACACCAUCAACCUCAUCAUCCCCUGCUUGCUCAUCUCCUUCCUCACGGUGCUCGUCUUCUACCUGCCCUCGGACUGUGGAGAGAAGGUGACGCUCUGCAUCUCCGUGCUCCUCUCUCUGACCGUCUUUCUCCUAGUGAUCACCGAGACCAUCCCUUCCACCUCGCUGGUCAUCCCCCUGAUCGGGGAGUACCUCCUCUUCACCAUGAUCUUCGUCACCCUGUCCAUCGUCAUCACGGUCUUCGUGCUCAAUGUGCACUACAGAACUCCAACCACACACACGAUGCCCGCGUGGGUCAAGGCUGUGUUCCUGAACCUGCUCCCCAGGGUCAUGUUUAUGACGAGGCCGACCAGCAGCGAGGGAGAUGCUCAGAAGCCGAGGACCUUCUACAGUGCUGAGCUCUCAAACCUGAACUGCUUCAACCGCGCAGACUCCAAAAGCUGCAAGGAAGGCUACCCGUGCCAAGAUGGGUCGUGCGGCUCCUGCCACCACCGCAGGGUAAAAAUCUCGAACUUCAGCGCUAAUCUCACGAGAAGCUCAAGUUCCGAGUCUGUCGAUGCCGUGUUGUCCCUCUCCGCCCUCUCCCCGGAAAUCAAAGAAGCCAUCCAAAGUGUGAAGUAUAUUGCUGAAAACAUGAAAGCACAGAAUGUAGCCAAAGAGAUUCAAGAUGAUUGGAAGUAUGUUGCCAUGGUGAUUGACCGAAUCUUCCUCUGGGUUUUCAUCCUGGUGUGCAUUUUAGGGACGGCGGGAUUAUUUCUACAGCCCUUGAUGGCCAGAGAUGACACAUAAAUUGUGAACUCUGUCCAGCGAGGUUCCCCCGUACUGACUCGGGGGCACCUUCUCAAUAGCACGACAGUAUCCAGUCACCAGCUUUAAGUUUGCUAGUUAAAGGGUUAGUUAUUUUCAACUCAUCUUGAUUUUUGGCAAAAAAAAAAAAAAAAAAAAAGUAGAAGAAAAAUGUCCAGUUAUUUACUAUGGAUAAAUGAACAUUUAACUAGCCUUGCUGAUAGAACAUGUCAAAGGCUCCUUUUCUUGUGGUUGAAACUUAACUAGAUAGAAAAACUUCCUAUUCACAAAUACUAAAUCCAUUAGCUCAGUAUCUCUAUAGAUUUCCUCAUUCCUUUAGUCCGUUAAUCUCCUGGAAUUACAGACUAUUUCAGCAGGUGCCCCACAGUUCUUGUUUCUUCCUGUCUUUCCCAAGUCCAAGGGCUGGUGGUCCAUUUCAGUGUUUGUGUUGCUGCUAAAUCGCACAUGAUCAGACCCUGAGUAAUUACACCCGCUCUCACACUCACUGUUAAUAAACUACCCUAGUCUGUUUACGUUGCUAAUUUAGGAAAACAUCCUGUAGAGCCCUGCAUGGCUUUAAUCCCAGCACUCAGGAGGCAGAGACAGAGACCGGUGGGAUCUCUGAGAAUUUGAGGCCAGCCUGGUCUAGAUAGUGAGUUCCCCACCAGCCAGAACUGCAUAGUGAAAUGCUAUCUCAAAACAACAAAAAUCCCACAAACAGGACAACUUAGACACAAAGUUAUUCUUAUAGUUUAGGAGCCUGAGAAGCCUAAGGUCAAGGCACCAGCAAGACUGUCUAGGGAGGAGUCUUCCUUAUGAAACAGACCUUCCAGUGUGUCUUCCCGUGGCUGGAAGGGCUAGUCUUUUUGGAGUCGUUUACAAGAGUACUAAUUCCAUUCAUGAGGGCAUGACCCCAGGACCUAAGAACCUCCCAAACAGUAUUGUACAUGGGAGCUGUAGGGAGCCAUCCAGACCACAGGAGGGGCCGUCAGAGCAGGCACAAGGCUUUGCGCUCCAGAGUUCUGCUGGGGGUGUGAGAUGUGGACUUCGGCAGCCCUGUGGCUUCUGCCCACUGGAUGCUAACAGCAAGCCUCCCACCUCAGCUGUGGGGAUGCCCGGAAUGUAGGACGUCAUCGGAAUUGGUUCUGCUUAAGGAGCUGAUUUGAACAAACCGAGUUUCCUGUAUUCCACUUCUGGACCUGACCCACAACUGAUAGAGAUAAUUCACAGAGACCAUUUGAGUAUUCUCACUAGUUGUGUUUUUUUCUCUAUGCAAAAUAAAACCUGACAGUUGCAA
Molecule: messenger RNA, 2960 nt
Organism: Peromyscus maniculatus bairdii (prairie deer mouse)
Lineage: Eukaryota; Metazoa; Chordata; Mammalia; Rodentia; Cricetidae
Gene: Chrna3
Product: cholinergic receptor nicotinic alpha 3 subunit
Biological process (GO): monoatomic ion transmembrane transport
Cellular component (GO): postsynaptic membrane
Molecular function (GO): 2 iron, 2 sulfur cluster binding; acetylcholine-gated monoatomic cation-selective channel activity; transmembrane signaling receptor activity
Source: RefSeq, a predicted model, not a curated record